GGGCUAAUUAAAGGCUUACGUAUGGGCUGGUGGGGGUUGGCUGCACGAGAAAGAGAUGGAGUUGGGGAGAGAGAGAAUUCUUGACGAAAUGGAAGGUCGUUCUACAUCUUCUGUCUCUCGUCUCGUUUCCUAUCUUCAUCAAUCUCUGUAUUUCCCAAGCAAAAGCCUACACAACGACUAAUACAUCGAUAUGGAUUGGUUUUUGCUUACCUUGCUUGAUGUUGCUUCGAGGCUCGAGCUAUACAGUUGUGUAUUUUGAGGAGUCGGAUCGGGUCUACCACGCAACGCUUGAACUCGUCAGAUCAUUUGAUUCGAUGUAACAUAACAUCCUUUGGCGUUACAAUCUAUCUACCUGUUAUUGAAGUCAUUCGUUGAGUCUAGGGGGAAAAGAAAGAGUAUUGAUUGAUAUGGGCCUCUGGCAAUCAAGAAGACUCUGCUGCGUCCAAAACUAUUAGAUGCCUCCAUUUACUGUGAUGGAGGCAGCAGCUACAAUACAAGGGAUAGUGAAUACAUGUUGCUGAUGAACAAACAGAGAGAGAGAGGGAGGGAGGUUUAAGAUGUGAUAUUGGACAAUCAGAGUGGCUUGGUUCACCGGUAGUUUACUGCGGACAAUGUAAAAUCUAUUUCAGUGCUAUCUAUGAAAACCCAAAGGAGUGGGAGAAAUGGCAUGGCAGCGAAAGACGACUAGUGUAUUGUAUAUCCAGUUAUGAAGUGACAACCUAAGUCCUAAAACAGGGUGGAGUGGAAGGUGAUGGCAGGGAUGGGGUUGGGAGGAUUUGGAGGAGAGGGGGGUGUCCUGUCCUGGCUGCAGGAGUUUCUUAAAACUCAGUCACCUGACUGACCAAUUUGCGUCCGUCCACCCGGGAGGUUAUUCCAUCCUACUCUGCUUUGGCUAUGCGCCAAGACCAGAACGUGGAAAGAAGAAGAUGGCGUUGUUGCCGUGAGCUGAAUUUCUUGAACGGGUGGCAGGCAGCUGGGCGCAAAUUGGCUAUUGAUGAAGGCUUUCGCGCACUGGUACUUGAAAUGGAUUUUGGUCUUACUCUCAUAUUCAUAUACAAGCUGAAGGAAGAUGACCAAAGCUAUUAAUAGAUUGGAGAGUCCCUCAAGUGCGUUGUGAGAACCCUUCCAGCGCGAGAUGUGAGCAAAGCAGCACGUUUAAUGGUCACCCACUGAGCAGGGGAUUUGAAAUUCGGAUCACUACUGAUUUCAUCUCGAUCAGGGCAGCAUCAAGGAGACAAAAGUUAGGGGGCAUGCCAUGGAUGCGGUCUGCAACUUAUCAGGCACUUGAUACUUUGAAGACUGCAGUUGUAUCCCCUCUCCAAGUAGAUCGCUAAUCAAACAUUCAGAUUACGGACAUUGUUUGCAGGUGGAGUUGGAAGGCUAGAGACAUUAAUUAGAGGUAAAACAUUCUCACUUGUAAAUUCGUUUACACUUGAGCAUUUGUCACUUCUUGUUUUUGGUAAUUCUUUCAUCUUAGUUUUAGCUUGUUUGGAUGAGCUGUGACUGGCAGAUUCUGUGGAUAGUGUAGCCAGUGGUUAUAGAUGUCAUAUUACUGUUCUUCAGGUAAGUGCCAUUUAAACCUUGUGGCGGUGAUAUAAAUAGGGUUUUGCGUCGAUGUUUAAUGAAUCUGGGCUGGUACUCUUUGAAAUUUUCAUCUCCCAAAGAAACUAAUUAAACGUGCUUCUGCCAAAUGUUGGGUUCAUUUCCUGCAGGCACUUGAUACUUUGAAGACUGCAGUUGUAUCCCCUCUCCACGUACAUUGCUAAUCAAACAUUCAGAUAACGGACAUUGUUUGCAGGUGGAGUUGAAAGGCGAGAGACAUUCAUUAGAGAUUCUGUGAAUGGUCAGGGUGCCGCCAGUGGUUAUAUAAAUCACUGUUCUUUAGGGGUUUGUGGAAAUGACUCAACUAAGUCAUCACAAAUUGUUUGAAGUUGAAACACACCAAAAUGUUGCUUACUUCCAAGGGGCUUUAAACUGUGGAAUCAAUGAAUGCACCAUGCGCUGUGGCCUUGUGACGGAGACUCACCAACAGGAGUUGAUUGCUUUUCAAAGAGGAAGCAAUCCUCAACUUGAUUCUGUUCUGCGUAGCAUAGCUACAUACACCAAUGAUGGGAAAGUGUACUUUGUGUACAAUCAUUACAAGUACACUAUCGGUGAGUUGUGCAAGACGGAACAUUUCAAAGUCACUACUGGAGGAAGACUGACAAAUGGCUUCCUAAAUCUAAUCAGGGGCAUCUUUUUUGCUUUAGAUGAGCUGCACUGGGAGCAUAAAACAACUCACAACAAUCUGAAUGUUAGAAACAUUGUCACGAUUGAGACUGACGGUCAAUCUUGUGUCAAACUCACGGGGCUCGGACUUGAUAUUCACGAGAGAGAUGUGGCUUAUAAUUAUGAGUUAGAGAAAAGAAAAGAUUGUUGUGAUUUGGAAGGCAUACUUAGAGCCAUAGUCCUCCACUCUUUACGUUCAGCGCCGAUACCUCCAAUGUUCGAGGCUCUUAUGAAGAAUCUGAUGAAAUCUGGGUGCCGAAACUUGGCAAACUCGAUCUUCCUCUUGAGUCCAUACAGGAGGUUGAGCUACUUGGCAGUUGCCUUUAGGCGGGUCCGUAUCGAUGAUAAGCACACGAACCGUUUUCAUACAUAUUUUUUGAGGAUCUUGCCAACUGAUUGGACUAAGGAAGCUAGAAAGAAUCGCCAGCUUGAACUAGUAUUGGAUUAUCCAAGCGCAAAGGAAUACAAAACCACCCCAGUUAGUUUUUUGCGGUUUUGUAGAAAUGCUGUUAUGCAUUAUCCGACGACAAUUCAGGGUUACAAAAGCAGUUUCCAAGAGCAGUGGAGAGCUUUGUAUCAUCUCUGUCCAAAUUUUUUCAACAAGCUGCAUGAUUUCUUCAUAUCUGUGGACAUCUUCAUUUUUGAAUGAAGCGGGUUAUUUGGGAAAUUGCAUCGAGUUACAGGAAGCAGUUGUUUGGAGAAUUAGAAGGCGGUCAAGUAGAGAGCUAUAGGUUUUAGAAAUUGCUUGCUAAUGUUGCCUCUUAGAGCAAGCCUACUGAAACUUUGAGUAAAGAUGGAGCUUCUGGCCUAAUGCAGUGGUGUAGUCGGUUUUGUUUUGAAAGAUGAAUUUUACUCUUCAAAUCAUCUUUAUGAUGUAGUUGAGCUGUGAUUACCGUUGAACUCAAACAAUUUAUCUACGAGUAAGGAAUGUUAUUGAG
This is a messenger RNA of Linum tenue, 3206 nucleotides long. Lineage: Eukaryota; Viridiplantae; Streptophyta; Magnoliopsida; Malpighiales; Linaceae. The record is from the annotation of a GenBank genome assembly.